Molecule: messenger RNA, 1866 nt
Organism: Toxotes jaculatrix (banded archerfish)
Lineage: Eukaryota; Metazoa; Chordata; Actinopteri; Toxotidae
Product: neuronal pentraxin-2
Exons: 6
Coding region: 1-1866 (621 amino acids)
Source: RefSeq, a predicted model, not a curated record
AUGGCCAGAGACGUCAGUCCUCUGAGUCUCAUGCCUUUAUCUGUGAGGCACCGACAGUGGGUUGGAGCCUCUCUGGGGUUUGUCCUCCCUUUCUUCCCCCUACGUUCUCUAAUUUUCUACUACUUCCUGUCCUGUGCAGCAGCAGCAGGCAGUCUACCUGGCAUAGAAUAUAGCUAUGGCAUCAGUCCCAAAUUUGUUUGCACCCCCAUUCCCCCAGAAGCAGACCCUAGCUGCUACUCCCCACCCAGUGUGCCCCAUGGACCAAGCAGUAAUGGCCACAGUAACAGUCACAGUGGCAGCAACUGGCGAAACAUGAUGUCAGACGAGGCCAAAGCCACCAUCUUACAUCUGCGAGAAAGCCUUGUGAGGCAGAAGGAGACCAUCCUGGACCAGCGGGAGACCAUCAGGGAGCUGACCGCCAAGCUCACCUUGUGCGAGGGCUUCGGCGGUCACCAUAGCACUGGUCACCACGACAACCACCACGACAAUCACCACGACAACCAUCAUGAUACCCAUCAUGACAAUCAUCACGACAGCCACCAUGACAACCAUCAUGACAACAACCACGAUGACCACCACGGGCAUCACGGCAGCCACCACGCGCCAUCUUCGUCGCACCACGGGCCCUCGGCGUAUCACAGCAAUGAUCACCACUACUCCCACGGCAGCCACAGAUCAGACCCCCACCACAGGAAGGGCUCGUCAUACAGCAAACACAGCUCCUUCUCUCCUGAACAGACAGGCAAAACCCUGCAGGCGCUGAAGGAGAGGCUCGAGAACUUGCAGGCCAGAAACUCCUCCAGCUCCUACUCCAGCUCCCUAAGAGAACUCCUCCAGCGGAAGAUCAACGCCCUGGAAGAGCAGCUGCAUAGCUACCACCGAGAUCACCAUGACUAUGACGGCCGGCAUCACGGUCACCAUGACGACCACCACAACGACCAUCAUGAUGACCAUCACAAUGACCACCACGACGACCACUACGGCCACCACGACAGUGAUCACCACGACUAUCACCAUGAACCUGGCCACCAUGAUGACCACCACGAGGACCACCACGAGGACCACCACGACAAGCACCACGGCAACGACCACCAUGACAACCACCACAGCAACAGUCAUCACCCACGGCGAUUGCCUUUCAGCAGCAAGGAGACGAGUGUGCGGGGCGCCGGGCACAGCAAGCUGGAAACGGUGCUUAGCCAACUGCACCACGGCAACAACGACCAUGACCACAAGAAGCUAAAGAGCCCGAGCGCUUUCCUGCUCGACUUCCCCAUGAGGACCAACUACAUGUAUGCCAGGAUGAAGCGGUCGGUGGUCAACGAGAUCUUCGCCCUGACCGUCUGCCUGUGGCUGAAGGCAGGGGCAGGUCCUGGCCUCGGCACACCCUUCUCCUACGCCGUACCAGGGCAAGCCAACGAGCUGGUGCUCAUCGAAUGGGGCAGCAACCCCAUGGAGCUGCUGAUCAAUGACAAGGCGGUGACAUUGCCCAUAACCAUGACAGAUGGGAAGUGGCAUCAUGUGUGUGUGACGUGGUCGACACGUGAUGGUAUCUGGGAGGCCUAUCAGGAUGGGGUGAAGAAAGGCUCAGGGCAAAACCUGUCAGCCUGGCAUGCCAUCAAACCGGGAGGGAUCUUCGUCCUGGGGCAGGAGCAGGACACGAUGGGGGGUCGCUUCGACGUUACUCAGUCCUUCAUGGGAGAGCUGUCAGAUCUUCAGUUCUGGUCCAGAGUCCUGACACCAAACGAGAUCCACAGCCAGGCGACCUGCGGAGGCCACCUCAUCGGCGACGUCAUGUCCUGGUCGGAGGAGUCAGUGGAGCUCCACGGUGGACUCACCGAGUUCCCCUUUGAACCCUGCCACUAG